Molecule: messenger RNA, 408 nt
Organism: Echinostoma caproni
Lineage: Eukaryota; Metazoa; Platyhelminthes; Trematoda; Plagiorchiida; Echinostomatidae
Source: the annotation of a GenBank genome assembly
CCCUGUCAUGGCAGUUACGAGAACAAUCAAAUGUGGAGUAGGUCCACAAGAAUGAUGAUGAUUAAUUUGGAAGAACGACUUGUAUACAAUGCUAUUAGGAAAGCAGGAGAAAAUGGUAAGUGGUACCUAAUCCCCUCGCUUAAACUCCCCAGAAUCCUAAAGUCACUCAUUUCCAAAAAGAUGAUCAAAGAGCUACCCAUGGCUACGGGUCAAAAACAGAAAGUUUAUCUGCUCAUAGAGCUUGAACCCAGCGAGAAAAUAGCAACUAGCUCUGCAUCCCACAUAGCUGACCCUCUGGAAAGGCGAGAUGCUUCUUACGUUUCGGUUGAAGAAAUUCACCGGUUCAUCAGUAACGCCAGAUUGUGUACCGUAAGUAAUUCAGACAAGUCAAUAAUUUGUCACUUCUGA